AUGAAUGUCUAUGCCCCUCAAAAUACUGUGGCGAAACGACAGCUUUGGAUGGAGCUUUCGGAUCUGAUAACUCCUUCAGUUAGUAAGUGGGUUGUGGUUGGGGAUUUUAACGCGGUUAGAUUUCAAGAAGAAAGGAAAAAAUCAAAGUUUAAACAGGUAUGUGCUGACAAUUUCAAUAAAGUUAUCUUCGACAACGACUUGCUGGAGUAUCCUAUGCAAGGCAGGAAGUUUACUUGCAUAAGGGAUAAUGGGAAGAAGCUUAGUAAGCUCGACCGGUUUCUGGUUAGUUCUGAGUUUUUCAACACUUGGCCUUCGGCAUGUGUCAGGGUGCUCCAAAGUAGAUUCUCGGAUCAUUGUCCUAUCUUGUUAGAGUUAGUGGAUCUCAAAUUUGGUCCACGGCCAUUUCGGGUCUUUAGUUCUUGGAUUGGGAAGCUGGGUUUCGAGGAAGCCGUUAGGGAGGCAGUGGAUAGAUUCGUGCCUUUUGACCCGGCCGAUGCUAGUCUUACGGCCAAGUUUGCAUCUAUUAGAUCUCGGUUGAAAACGUGGAGAGAUAACUUCCUUUUGAAAGAAAACGAAACUGAAAGAACGGCGUUAGAGGAGUUGGAAAAGCUGGAAAAUGAUAUGGAAUCGAGAGAUCUCACGGAGGAAGAAGAAUGGGUUAUCUCGGAGAACAGGAAAAUAGUUAAAGGGGUGGAAUUUAGAAAAAAAUUGGAUAUUAAGCAACAUGCCGGUUUGAAAUGGGCGAUCGAGGGGGAUGAAAAUUCCAAGUUUUUUCAUGCUUUGAUUAAUUGCAGGAAAGCUUCUAAUUUGAUUCAUGGUCUUUCUAUUAAUGGGGAUUGGUGCUCAAAACCGUCGUUGAUCAAGAAACAGGUUCUUUCGUUCUUCCAAGAUAAUUCAAAGAACCUCACUUCGACAGGCCUUCGGUUAUGUGCAAUAACAUUAAGAAAAUUUUGGAGAUGGAUAGAGACCGGUUAA
Messenger RNA from Helianthus annuus (common sunflower), 975 nucleotides. RefSeq lists its product as uncharacterized. The coding region runs from base 1 to 975 and encodes 324 amino acids. The record is from RefSeq and is a predicted model, not a curated record. The transcript has a single exon. NCBI's taxonomy places the organism in Eukaryota, Viridiplantae, Streptophyta, Magnoliopsida, Asterales, Asteraceae.